Anneissia japonica is the source of this 404-nucleotide messenger RNA. RefSeq lists its product as uncharacterized. The record is from RefSeq and is a predicted model, not a curated record. The annotation marks the transcript as partial. Gene Ontology annotation, biological process: apoptotic process. The transcript has 2 exons. NCBI's taxonomy places the organism in Eukaryota, Metazoa, Echinodermata, Crinoidea, Comatulida, Comatulidae.
GUGGAACCAAGCUGAACAAGAAAGUCUACCAUGUUGUUCUUGAACAAGAUGGGACAGUAGUAGAUGAAGAUGAAGUAUUGAUGGCUGUGAAGUCAGAGACACUGAUGCUACUUACCAAUGAAGAGAAAUGGGAGCCAGUAUCGGCAUGUAAGCAGAACAUAGGACGCCGUAUGGAACCAUGUAGUAGUAGUAGUAGCGGUAGUGAGACUUUAGACACUGAAGAAGAUAUAUCACCAACAAUUGAAGACUCUAGUCGAGCUUUUUGUUCCUAUUCAAAUGAGAUUGAACUACCUCAAUUUAGUAGUUUUGUAAAAGAAAAAUUGGCUUCUGGACAAGCAAAAUCUGUGUGGAGCAAGCUAAUUGACGAAAGUGCUCAUUUCUUUAUGACAAAAUACCCCAAUCUU